GAGGAAGAAAACAGCAAGAAGGAGAGCGAAAAGGAAGCCAAUGAAGAAAUAGAACAGGUGGCCUAUGCAGAAGUUGAUCCGCUCCGUAGCUGUUCACAGGAAGCCCACAACGGAACUAAGGAGGAGUGCGAGCACAAUCCUGCACUGGAAGCCGAGACAGAGCAGAGAGAAAAGGACACGGCCGUUUCGGUGUGCCAGCGUGCUCGGGGCGUUUAUGUGACCCCGAAGACCGGCCUCUUCCCGUCGGCUUGGCCAGCAGACUGCCUGCCGCCUGGGACGGAGGAGCGCUUCUUUGUUCUUGGAAUCAGUAUUGCCAAGUGCCUA
Dibothriocephalus latus is the source of this 324-nucleotide messenger RNA. Lineage: Eukaryota; Metazoa; Platyhelminthes; Cestoda; Diphyllobothriidea; Diphyllobothriidae. The record is from the annotation of a GenBank genome assembly.